UCUCGGUUUCCCCCCCAGCCGUCAUCUACCAUAUUGAUCUGCGAAAGGAAAAGCUCCUCGAUCCAGAGCUGAAACCAGAGCCCCUCAACAGAUGGAGAAGAAAUCUGAAAACGGUGCAGACGGCAGAUAUGCUAGAGGCCAUCUCGUGUCGUGCCAGUGCGCCUUCCGGGUCCUUCUUCGCCAGGGACAACACAGCUAACUUCCUGACCUGGUGUCGUCAGGUGGGGGUGGGAGAGACCUGUCUGUUUGAGUCUGAGGGGCUGGUUCUUCACAAACAGCCACGGGAAGUGUGUCUCUGUCUCCUACAACUGGGAAGGAUAGCAUCUCGGUACAACGUGGAGCCUCCAGGGCUUAUCAAGCUGGAGAAGGAGAUAGAACAGGAGGAGAAAGUAUCUCUACCUCCACCCUCACCUGUCUCUCCCUCCCCAUCCCUCUCCACAUCCCCCUCUCCAACCCCCACAUCCCCCUCUCCAACCCCCACAUCCCCCUUUCCAACCCCCACAUCCCCCUCUCCAACCCCCACAUCCCCCUCUCCAACCCCCACAUCCACCUCUCCAACCAAGUGCUUGUCGUCUAGCAAGAAGAGCACAGGGAAGCUGCUGGAUGAGGCUGUGAAGCUUAUCUCUGAGGACCCUCCCUGCAAGUGUCCCAAUAAGUUCUGUGUGGAGAGACAAGCCCAGGGCCGCUACCGUGUUGGCGAGAAGAUGCUCUUCAUCCGGAUGCUACACAACAAGCAUGUGAUGGUGCGUGUGGGAGGAGGCUGGGAGACCUUUGAGAGCUACAUGCUGAAACACGACCCAUGUCGGAUACUCCAGAUCUCCAGAGUGGAGGGGAAGACCUCUCCCAUGUCCCCCAAGUCCCCCAACACCAAGGACCUCACCGCAGACAGCUACCUGGUGGUAGCCGCACAUUACCGCAGCAAGAAGUAAAGAUGGCCGCACACUACCGCAGCAAGAAGAAGUAAAGAUGGCCGCACACUACCGCAGCAAGAAGUAAAGAUGGCCGCACAUUACCGCAAAAAGAAGUAAAGAUGGCCUCACACUACCGCAGCAAGAAGUAAAGAUGGCCGCACAUUACCGCAAAAAUAAGUAAAGAUGGCCGCACAUUACCGCAGCAAGAAGUAAAGAUGGCCACACACUACCGCAGCAAGAAGUAAAGAUGGCCGCACAUUACCGCAAAAAGAAAUAAAGAUGGCCGCACACUACCGCAGCAAGAACUCAACUGGCACUUCAACCAAGGGGAUCAGUUUGAGCAAGGUGAGGAUGGUGGUGGCCUACUACCACAACAAGAAGUAAAGAUGGCCGCCUACUACCACAACAAGAAGUAAAGAUGGCCACCUACUACCACAAUAAGAAGUAAAGAUGGCCGCCUACUACCACAACAAGAAGUAAAGAUGGCCGCCUACUACCACAACAAGAAGUAAAGAUUGCUGCUUACUACCACAACAAGAAGUAAAGAUGGCCACCUACUACCACAACAACAAGUAAAGAUGGCCGCCUACUACCACAACGUAAAGACAUUCAUGAGGACCUGAGGAAAUGACCUCUUGCCUUUCCCAACUAGCUAAACUGAUUGAAAUGACAGUGACACAGAGAGCAAAGCCAGCUGACGCAGUGUAAUUCCAACCAGUUGCUUGUACAGUAUCUCUUCUAGUUGAUGUAAGCCACAGCCAGCCCACCUGAGCUGCAGAACAGACAGUGGCCAGCAGGUAUAUAUCCCCUGUCCUAGCGGUCACGGCAGACUAGCGUCAUGGUGACUGUUUGAUUUGCAUUUCCAGCCUAUGAGAAUAAUCUAUGCAAUCAUUUUGACAAUAAUUUUUAGCCUGGGAUUGAAGCUGGUAUAUUUGGUACUAAAAGCACGUUUUCUAAUGUUACCUUGUGUGUAUUUUGUUUGACUUUAGCAUUCAAUCAUUUAAUAGUGUGAAAGUAUGACUUCUGUAAUAAUGGGUAUAUAUUCUGAAUAAUGACUGGAUACUGGUA
Coregonus clupeaformis (lake whitefish) is the source of this 1979-nucleotide messenger RNA. RefSeq names its product growth arrest-specific protein 2-like. NCBI's taxonomy places the organism in Eukaryota, Metazoa, Chordata, Actinopteri, Salmoniformes, Salmonidae. The transcript is spliced from 6 exons. Gene Ontology annotation, cellular component: actin filament. The record is from RefSeq and is a predicted model, not a curated record. Gene Ontology annotation, biological process: actin crosslink formation. Gene Ontology annotation, molecular function: microtubule binding; cytoskeletal adaptor activity; actin filament binding. Bases 129 to 929 code for a protein of 266 amino acids.